Lycium ferocissimum is the source of this 1017-nucleotide messenger RNA. Its product is annotated as protein pleiotropic regulatory locus 1-like. Gene Ontology annotation, biological process: mRNA splicing, via spliceosome. The transcript has a single exon. Lineage: Eukaryota; Viridiplantae; Streptophyta; Magnoliopsida; Solanales; Solanaceae. The coding region runs from base 1 to 951 and encodes 316 amino acids. Gene Ontology annotation, cellular component: Prp19 complex; catalytic step 2 spliceosome; precatalytic spliceosome. Gene Ontology annotation, molecular function: protein binding. The record is from RefSeq and is a predicted model, not a curated record.
AUGGCGAGAAAAAUAACAAGCAAACAAGUAUGGAAAAAUUACAGAACUAUUAGUGGUCAUUCAGGAUGGGUACGAUCAGUUGCAGUAGAUCCUAGUAAUACUUGGUUUUGUACAGGAUCAACAGAUCGAACUAUCAAAAUAUGGGAUUUAGCAAGUGGUAGGCUAAAAGUCACGUUAACAGGUCACUAUGAACAAGUAAGAGGCCUUGCUAUUAGCAAUAGAAACUCGUACAUGUUCUCAGCUAGUGAUGACAAGCAAGUUAAAUGUUGGGACCUGGAAAAAAAUAAGGUAAUUCACUCUUUUAAUGGUCAUUUAAGUGGUGUUUAUUGCUUAGCUCUUCAUCCCACAAUUGAUGUGUUAUUCACAGGGGGUCGAGAUUGUGUGUGUAGGGUUUGGGAUAUUCGAAGCAAAAUGCAAAUUGAUACUCUGUCAGGACAUGAUAACACUGUUAGCUCUGUUUUGACUCGAUCAACGGACCCUCAGGUCUUGACCGGCUCUCAUGAUUCAACUAUAAAGUUGUGGGAUAUUAGAUAUGCUAAGACGAUAACAACGCUUACUCAUCACAAGAAAUCUGUUCGAGCAAUGGCUCAACAUCCGAAGGAAGAUUAUUCUUUUGCUUCUGCAUCAACUGAUGGUGACAUAAAAAAACUCAACCUUCCAAAAGGGGAAUUUUCGCGUAAUAUGCUUCCAGAACAGAAGACAAUAAUCAACGCGAUGGUGGUUAAUGAUGAAGGUGUAAUGGCCACGGGAGGUGAUGAUGGGAGCUUGUGGUUUUGGGAUUGGACAAGUGGUUAUAAUUUUCAGCAAACUCGAACUAUGGUUCAACCUGGAUCGUUGGAUAGUGAGGCGGGUAUUUAUGCCCUCGCAUUUGAUGUAACUGGCACGAGACUUAUAAGUUGUGAAGUUGACAAGACCAUCAAGAUGUGGAAACAAGAUGAACUUGCCACAUAACCAGAAAUAUGAUGCAACUAUUUUUUUUUAUUACUACUAUUUUAUGCGUUAAUGUUAGUACGAACA